Molecule: messenger RNA, 1131 nt
Organism: Chlorella variabilis
Lineage: Eukaryota; Viridiplantae; Chlorophyta; Trebouxiophyceae; Chlorellales; Chlorellaceae
Exons: 4
Coding region: 1-1131 (376 amino acids)
Biological process (GO): RNA export from nucleus; transcription-dependent tethering of RNA polymerase II gene DNA at nuclear periphery
Cellular component (GO): nuclear pore
Molecular function (GO): RNA binding; ubiquitin binding
Source: RefSeq, a predicted model, not a curated record
AUGGCCGCCUUUGGCACGUCCAUUCCGUUCGGCUCCGCGGCCGCGGCCGCCAACACCAACCCCAACAAGGACCUGGAGGUGCCCAACGCCCCCUCUGACGGCAUCAGCAGCCUCAGGUUCAGCCCCGCCAGCAACCUGAUGGUAGCCACGUCGUGGAGCGGGCAGGUGCUGUGCUGGGACGUGCAGGCCACCACCGGGCAGGCCAUCCCGAAGGCGGCCACCACGCUGGACAAGCCGGUCCUGUGCAGCGCGUGGAGCGCGGACGGCAGCACGGUGUUUGCAGGCGGGUGCGAUAACGGCGUCAAGAUGUGGAACCUGGGCACCAACCAGCAGCAGCAGGUGGCGCAGCACGCCGCGCCCGUGCGCCACUGCUUCUUCAUGCGCCAGAUGAACAUGCUGGUGACGGGGAGCUGGGACAAGACGGUCAAGUACUGGGACCUGCGCAGCCCCACCCCGGCGCACACGCAGCCCAUGCCGGAGCGGGUGUACGCCAUGGAUGUGCGGGAUGAGCUCAUGGUGGUGGGCACCGCGGACAGGCAGCUGCAGGUGUUCAACCUGGGCACCCCGGGGCAGGUGUACAAGUCCCUGGCCUCGCCGCUCAAGUAUCAGACCCGCUGCAUCGCCUGCUUCCCCGACAAGACGGGAUACCUGCUGGGCAGCAUCGAGGGGCGGGUGGCGGUGCACCACGUGGAGGAUGCCCUGCAGUCCAAGAACUUCACCUUCAAGUGCCACAGGGAGGGGCAGGACGUGUAUGCGGUCAACCACAUGGCCUUCCACCCCCAGUUUGGCACCUUUGUCACCGCCGGCUCCGACGGCGCCUACAACUUCUGGGACAAGGACUCCAAGCAGCGCCUCAAGGCCAUGGCUAAGUGCGGCAUGCCCAUCCCCUGCGGCGACUUCAACAGGCGCGCGCCGGCGCCGCGGGCGCUGCGGCUGCAGGGCCGGCCAUGCACGCGCCUGCUGCACCUCGCCCAGGACGGCAGCAUCUACGCGUACGCGGUCAGCUACGACUGGUCCCGCGGCUACAGCGAGUACAACCCCACCACCGCCAAGAACCAGAUCUUCCUGCACGCGCCGCAGGAGUCGGAGGUGAAGGGGCGCACCCGCCCCGCCGCGGGCGCGCGGCGGUGA